AUGGACGACUUGUCGCGACUGCUUGAGCUCCCAGACGAGCUCCUGGGCGCCAUCGUCUGCUACAUUCCCGCUGCAGCCGACACCGCAGCAUUCGGUCUGACCUGCCGACGUCUUCGCAAGGUCGUCUGCACCAGCCCGGUCUGGCGCCAGCACUGCAUCACAACAUGGCGACACUGGGAUCCUCAGUAUGAGCUUCCGGCCAAGCUCACCCAGCCGCCCCUCCAGACCGAUUGGCGACAGCUCUUUCUCCAACGCGUGAAUGACGACCUCGCGGCAGCGCUUCUUUUCCAGGACCUAGUCUCGACACAACAGAAGAGGCUACACCGGAUGCAUGAGAUCGCCGAGAAAGGCCUCAACGUCCAGGACCUUGUGCUCAACCUGAGGAAUCGGACACCUGAUGAGGCCGAGGAUGUCUUGGCCAGACGGUGGCACGCAGAUGCCAUUCUUCGGAUGAUGCAUCGAUCGAGGGCCGUCGAGGUGUGGAGAAGAUUUCAGCUCGGCGACGAGAUCACUACCGAGGAGGCUUUGUGUGCUUUCGACAUGUUCGUGCUCGGGAACGGUCUGGGUGACUUUUCGACCGUCGAGAGGCGUUUUGACAGCAUUGCCCAAUCUAUUCGAGAUCAAGAUGCCGAUUUCGAUGACAAGACUGUCCGGCAGAAGGCGCUAUUGAUUGCAGGUUUCUUAUGGUCGGACGGCCUUGUCGGGAUGCCUGCGCUGCAACCUGACGAGGCCAAUUAUCACGCACUGAGAAACAACUUCAUUACUCUAGCUCUGCUUUCGCCCAUCCAUGCGUCUCUGCCCCUGCAAUCCGUGGCAAUCUACUGUGCAGUUGCUCGAAGACUAGGUGUUAUCGCGACCCCAUCCAACUUCCCAAGACAUGUUCAUGCAGUCGUUCAGGCUCCGCCUGAUCAGACACUCGACGGGCAACCCAAGUCGACAGAUACUGGCCCAGAAUUCUUGCACGUCGACACGUGGCAACAACCCCAUCAGCUCCACGAGGAUCAACUUCGCCUCCGCCUGUUGCAGACAGGCAUACCUGCAGGUAAUCAUGACCAGCAGCUUGGGCCUGCUGAUGGCCGAGAUACCUUGAUCCGUGCUUCCCGCAACAUCCUGGUGUCUGUCAACAACGCCCGCUUGCACCAUGAAGGAGGUGAUACUCCCCCGCAUGAGCAUCCUUACGCUCCGGAUCCCGCAACAGCUCAAUACGGCGCCUUCUGGGCUAUGUCUUUACUUGUCGACAGCGACGCCGGCCUGGCUCCGCAACGAAGGGAGUUCCUCCAGGUGCUCCUACAGCAAUUCCAUAACCAGUUCCCAGAGGACUUUGCCAUUAUUCAGAAUUUGAUUUUGCCGAUGCUACAAGGUGCCCCGGAGUAUCAACGGAUGGUCGAGUUCAUUGAUAGCAUCAUAGAAGACGACUCUGAGCCGAAAGAACAGAAACUCCGGGGUGCACAGGGUGCCGGCGUCCAGUAUCGAAUUGGCCACUAUUUUGAACAUCGCCACUACAGCUACAAGGGGUUCAUCGUCGGCUGGGAUGCGCAGUGCGAGGCGGGUUCCGGAUGGAUUGAGAGGAUGCAAGUUGACAAUCUGCCUCGUGGUCGACAUCAACCCUUUUACAACAUCAUAGCUGAAGACAAAAGUCACCGCUAUGUCGCCGAGGAAAACAUACAAAUCCUCAAGCAGCAGCCUACAGAGGCGCUACUGCAGCUAGCUGGCCGGUACUUCAAGCGUUGGGAUGACCAUGAGAACAAGUUCGUGAGCAACAUUCGGGACCAGUAUCCGGACGAUUAA
This is a messenger RNA of Diaporthe amygdali, 1788 nucleotides long. RefSeq lists its product as uncharacterized. Gene Ontology annotation, molecular function: DNA binding; protein binding. The transcript has a single exon. The record is from RefSeq and is a predicted model, not a curated record. The coding region runs from base 1 to 1788 and encodes 595 amino acids. Lineage: Eukaryota; Fungi; Ascomycota; Sordariomycetes; Diaporthales; Diaporthaceae.